Messenger RNA from Papaver somniferum (opium poppy), 2428 nucleotides. RefSeq names its product probable metal-nicotianamine transporter YSL7. Gene Ontology annotation, cellular component: membrane. The record is from RefSeq and is a predicted model, not a curated record. The transcript is spliced from 6 exons. NCBI's taxonomy places the organism in Eukaryota, Viridiplantae, Streptophyta, Magnoliopsida, Ranunculales, Papaveraceae. Gene Ontology annotation, molecular function: oligopeptide transmembrane transporter activity. Bases 143 to 2221 code for a protein of 692 amino acids.
UGCGUUAUCUUUUCUAUUUUGCUUCUUCAUUUCUAUAAAUACAACACACUUCUCUUGGUUAAAAGGAAGAAGAAAUUUUCAGACCAAAAAAAAUAAAUAACCUUAGGGUUUCGUUUUUGCAAACAAAUAGUAGUUUGUGAAAAUGACGAAAUUUGAAGCCAUGGAGAUAGAAGAUAGGCAAGAAAGAAUGGAAGAUGGCAAGAAAACAGAUGAAACUGAAUUAACAACAGAAGAGUUAUUUGAAUCAAAAGAAGUACCAGCAUGGCAAUCACAGUUAACUCUUAGAUCAGUAGUUAUUAGUGCAAUAUUAGGAUUUUUAUUCACAUUCAUUGUGGUAAAACUUAAUCUUAGUACUGGUAUUAUACCUUCUAUGAAUGUUGCUGCUGGUCUAUUAGGGUUUUUCUUUAUUAAAUCAUGGACUUCUUUGUUAGAGAAAUUUGGCAUUCAGAGCCAACCUUUUACAAGACAAGAAAAUACUGUGAUUCAGACUUGUGUUGUUGCAACUUCUGGUAUCGCUUUCAGCAGUGGAUUUGCCAGUUACAUACUUGGUAUGACAAAGGUCGUGGCUGACCAAGGACCGGCUUCGUCAAACACACCCAACAAUGUCCUUAAACUCGAAUUGGGUUGGAUGUUUGGUUUUCUUGUAUGUGUCAGUUUUGUUGGUCUCUUCUCCAUUCUUCCUUUGAGAAAGAUUAUGAUCCUGGAUUACAAAUUGACAUAUCCAAGUGGGACUGCUACAGCAUACCUUAUCAACAGCUUCCACACACCCAAAGGAGCCAAGUUAGCGAAGAAACAAGUGAGAGCACUUUUCAAAUGGUUCGGUGGUAGUUUUUUGUGGGCUUUCUUCCAAUGGUUCUUUACUUCUUCAGACGACUGCGGGUUUGCAAAUUUCCCCACUUUUGGUCUUAAAGCUUAUACACAGAAGUUCUACUUUGAUUUCUCAGCUACAUAUGUUGGGGUAGGCAUGAUUUGCCCUUACUCGGUAAACUUAUCGAUGUUACUUGGUGCCGUGGUCUCAUGGGGAAUAAUGUGGCCGCUUGUUCAACAAAAGAAAGGUGACUGGUUCAGCGCUGAUCUCCCUCUAAGUAGUCUAAAUGGUCUACAGGGAUACAAGGUCUUUAUCUCGAUUUUCAUGAUCCUUGGAGAUGGAUUAUACCAUUUUGUCGCCGUGCUUAUUAAAACCUUGAUUAACUUAAAAAGAACCGUAUCAAAGAGAAACUCAGAUCAGUUUUCAACUAAUAGUUCUGAUGAACCUGUUAUGAGUUAUGAUGAUAAACGUCGAACUGAAUACUUCCUGAAAGAUCAGAUUCCACUUUGGGUUGCUGCACUCGGCUACACUUUGUUGGCAGUAGUCGCCAUCAUAGCUGUUCCAUUUAUAUUUCAUUCAAUAAAGUGGUACCACAUUCUGAUCAUUUACCUUAUUGCACCUAUCUUGGCCUUCUGCAACUCUUACGGCUGCGGUUUAUCUGAUUGGUCUUUAGCUUCUAGCUACGGAAAACUAGCCAUUUUCAUAUUUGGUUCCUGGGUUGGUUUAGCCAAUGGAGGGAUUGUCGCUGGUCUAGCUGCGUGCGGUUGUAUGCUGAGUAUAGUAUCGACAGCAUCUGAUUUGAUGCAGGAUUUCAAGACAGGUUACCUAACCCUUGCUUCACCAAGAUCUAUGUUCGCUAGCCAAAUAAUCGGAACUUUACUUGGAGUUAUUUUAUCUCCACUUGUUUUCUGGUUCUUCUUCUACAAAGCUUAUCCUGAUCUUGGGCAUCCUAAUACAGCGUAUCCAGCUCCUUUUGGGGCUUUAUACCGUGGUAUUGCACUAAUUGCUAUUGAGGGAACAUCUGCUCUACCAGAGAACUGCUUAAAAUUAUCGAUCCUAUUCUUCUUCAUUGCUGUGGCCCUUAACUUACUCAAAGAGGUUUUAGUGCACUAUAAGUGCAAGGCUCAUAAGUAUGUUCCAAGUGCUAUGGCUAUGGCUAUUCCUUUCUACUUAGGAGGGUAUUUCACAAUAGAUAUGUGUGUUGGAAGUUUGUAUAGAUACUGGAGGGAGAAGAAUAACAAAACUGAAGCCGAUGCUUUUGUGCCCGCCGUUGCAUCAGGGAUGAUUUGUGGUGACUCGUUGUGGGGAAUGCCAGCAGCUAUACUUUCAUUGGCUAAAGUUAACCCUCCUAUGUGUAUGAAGUUCCUUUCAAGCGCUACAAAUGCCAAGGUUGAUGUGUUCUUGGAAGGUUGAUCUGAUUCAUUUAAAACACAAUAACAGCUGCUAGUCUCUUGAUUACUAUUAUUAUAAGACUUGUUAAAAUUCUCUUAGAUUUGCUUCAUAUUCGGAUUUAUGUACAUAUAUUUAUAAGCUUCUAUAGAUUCACCCUACAUGUCAGUUGUCUUUAGUAUGUUAAAACAGAGAAUCUUAAUAUGGUUUUAUGAAUGUUUUCUUGAAAUU